Molecule: messenger RNA, 3567 nt
Organism: Gasterosteus aculeatus aculeatus (three-spined stickleback)
Lineage: Eukaryota; Metazoa; Chordata; Actinopteri; Perciformes; Gasterosteidae
Source: RefSeq, a predicted model, not a curated record
AUGGCGUUUCAUUAUGCACAGAGAUUCACGCUCUGGCGCCGCAACAAGCAGAAGACGGACGGCCUCCGCGCCGCCUUCGGCAUCUCCAGCGACUACGUGGACGGCUCGUCCUUCCACGCCGACCGCAAGGAGAGAGAGAAGGAGAAGAAGGAGCAGGAGCGGCUGGAGAGGGAGAGGCAGCAGAAAUACACCCUGGUGGAGGAUUCCGAUCAUUCUGAUUCUCCUCCCAAGAAGCGCAGUCGGAAGAAGAAAAAGAAAAACAAGAAUAGAGACGGCUCAGAGAGUCCGUCCCCGUCUCCCCGACGAGAGAAGAAGAAAUCCAAAAAGAAGAAGAAGAAAAGUGGGAUGUCCGAGGAGGAAGGAGGAGAAAGCUCUUCAGAUGAGAAGCAGACGUCAAAGAAGAAAACCAAGAAGAAUCAAAGUCCUCCGGUGCGACACAGAGGCGCCUCCUCCAGCUCCGCCGACAGCCCGUCUCCGGCGCCGCUGAGAUCACGGCAACCGGACCAGACUGUGAGGACCGCUGAUGAGGGGAGAAAGGGGAGAUCCCCAGAGAGGAGGCGACCCGGUCAGGGAGGAGAAGGGAAGAGGUCCGACCAUGGGAGAGAAAAGGAGACGCAGGGUGACGUGGAGAAGACCUCCAAGAGGAGACAUGACUCCUCGUCCCCUUCCCCACCUCCGCAGGCAGAAAAAAACAAGGAGAGGGAGAAAGGGAGGCGAUCCAGGAGCAGGGAGGUGGAGAAAGGGAGGCGAUCCAGGAGCAGGGAGGUGGUCAAAGGGAGGCGAUCCAGGAGCAGGGAGGUGGAGAAAGGGAGGCGAUCCUGGAGCAGGGAGGUGGUCAAAGGGAGGAGAUCCAAGAGCAGGGAGGUGGAGAAAGGGAGGCGAUCCAGGAGCAGGGAGGUGGUCAAAGGGAGGCGAUCCAGGAGCAGAGAAAAGAGGGAGAAAGGGAAGGAGAGUGCUCCUCAGAGGGCCAGGCAUGACUCAUCAUCUUCCCGUUCUCCUUCUCCUCCUCCUCCUCCCCCCUUAAAACCGGAGAUGAGGGAGAGGAGCAGAGACACUGCGCGGGAAAAAGACAGGAAUAAACUGGACAAAAAGAGACGUGACUCUUCAUCCCCCUCGCCUCCCCCUGUGAAGGAGAGGAGAGAGAGGAGCGCAGAGAGGGAGAGGAGGACUGAGAGAGCUCCGAACUCCAGGCAGACCAAUGAAACCAGGAGAGACGCUGGUAAGAGGCUGGAGAAAGCGGCGUCUCCUACCAGGAGGAGGGACAGAGGACGGUCCUCACCUGUCUCCAAUGGCUGCCAGCGGGGGAAGGAGGGCGAGAGCGUUAAGGAGAAGGAGCGGCCUCCCAACAUGCAGCGGGAACAAGAGGGCGGCAGGAAGAGAGACGAGGAGGUCCGCUCGACGGCAGAGAGCAGGAGAGGCGCUGGGAAAGGAGACGAGAAGACGAGCCUCGUGAGGAAGGAGAAACGCCGGGAUGACAAGGAGAAAGGGGGGAGCGGCAGCAGCAGCGGCAGCAGUAGUAGCGGCAGUAGCAGCAGCAGCAGCGGUAGUGACAGCGAUAGCUCCUCCUCCUCCUCCUCCUCUUCAUCGUCCUCUGAAGAUGAGGGCAAGGCGAAGAAGGAGAAAAGCGCCCCGGCUGCCGUUAGCGCUGCAGUAGAAAGGUAUUUGGCAAACGGUCGGAAAGAGAGCCCGGCGUCUGCUCGCGAGGGGGCGGGGCCUCCACCCAGCCAGGGGAGGAGAGAAGGUGGAGGAGACAAACGGGAGAAGCAGAGACCGCCUGCCGAGAGCAACAAAGGCCAGGAGCGCUACAGCCCCACACAGAUGGACAGCCCCAGUCCUCCCCCGUCCGGCAGAGCGCAGCCCGCCAGGUCCUCCCCCUCGGAGGCCCGAGCCGACAGAACCAGGGGGGCCGGGGAAAGGGAGAGGAGGGGGGACAGGGACACAGCCAGGAGGCCUGCAAGGACCAGCCCCUCAGCCAGGAGGUCACGCUCUCCCUCCCCAAAACACACCACGUCCUCCCCCCCACGUCGGACCCCUCCCCGGCAGUAUCAGGAACCCCCGCCCAGAUCCAGGAGAGCUUCUCCCCCUCCAGACAGGCAGAGAGAGCGGGAGAGGGAGCGGGAGAGGGAGCGGGACAGGGAGCGGGAACGGGACAGAGAGAGGGACAGAGAGAGGGAGAGGGAGCGGGAACGGGACAGGGAGAGGGAGCGGGAACGGGACAGGGAGAGGGAGCGGGACAGGGAGCGGGUUACCGGUAGAGGUCGGUCCAGAAGCCCCAGAAGGCGCAACAGGUCGAGGUCGAGAAGUCCAAGGAGACCAAGCCCCCCCAACAGGCCGCGGCGCUCCGCCUCCCCACAGCGGCGUCGGAGGAGCAGUCGCUCAGUCUCCAGAGAGCCGGCGAGAGGAAGGGAAGCCGAGAGGAUCAGGCCGAGGGAGCAAGAGAGACCACGGGUGAAGGAGCCCCUCCUCCCCAAAGAAGAUCCCCAGCCCCACAGGUCCUCCUCGUCCUCCUCGUCCUCCUCCGGCUCCUCCUCCUCCUCCUCUUCCUCUUCGUCCUCGCCUUCCCCGCAGCGAACGAAGGAGGCCAAAGCACCGGCAGAGAGCGAGGAGGAGAAGGAGGACGGAGGGCAGAAAGGCGGUCCUCCCAGAGACUCCUCCCACAACCCGUCCUCAGGUAGCAGAAGCUCCCAGUUGGACUCCAGGCGCUCCGACGCCCCCCCCAGAAAGUCUCCUCCAGACACCAAGCCGCCCCCACGCGGUCCUAGCGGGAAGGGGUCGCCAGGGACGACCCCCCCGCCUCCGCAACCACCGGCGAGGAGCGAGGGCGCCGUGAACGGAAAGGAGGAGAGUGGCAACAAGAAGGCCAACCAGAGCAGCAGCAGCAGCAGCAGCAGCUCCUCCUCUUCCUCCUCCUCUUCCUCUUCCUCCUCGUCGUCCUCCUCGUCCUCCUCCUCAGACAACUCCGACUCCGAAGAGGAGCAAGGGAAAGGGACGAUCAAAGCUCAGAGUUCUGCUUCGUCAUCGGAGAAUGAAAAGGAAACCAGCAAGAAGAGCCCCGCCCCCCCUCAGAGGGUUCCCGCUGAUUCCCUGAGGGACUCCCGCUCACUCAGCUACUCUCCCCCGAAGUACCUGAGGGCAGCGCCGGCCUCGCCGAGCCGCAGGAGCGGCGGCAGAGGGUCACCGAGCCGCUCGGCGGGCAGCAGGCGGAGGAAAUGAGGCGCGCCCCCCCCCCCGGUAACGUGGACCUCACAGCCGCGGGUCAGUAGAUGAAACCUCCGCGUGGCGGCUCACAACCAAAACGAGUCCCCGAAACAUUCACUCAUCAUGUGUGUGUGUCUAACAGACGCACACACAGAUAAGCAAAGUGUUUCUCCAACGAUGUUCCUGCGUACUUGUACUGUUUGUUGCGUUCGACCUGUAGAUAUGAGCGGCCUGUAUUUUGGUUAUUAUCCUGUAACGGGUUCAACUUUCCAUUCGAUGUGAGCAGAAUAUGAAAUGUGAUGAUUUUUUUUUUUUUUUUUUUUGUUGGUUGUUAUUAAAAUGGUUAAUAAAAGACAAUUGUACAUUUUA